Molecule: messenger RNA, 1014 nt
Organism: Phlebotomus papatasi
Lineage: Eukaryota; Metazoa; Arthropoda; Insecta; Diptera; Psychodidae
Exons: 1
Coding region: 1-1014 (337 amino acids)
Biological process (GO): DNA integration
Molecular function (GO): nucleic acid binding
Source: RefSeq, a predicted model, not a curated record
AUGGGAAAUCUUCCGCAUUCGAGAGUGACUUCAUCUCCUCCCUUUACUUCGUGCGGAGUUGAUUUCGCUGGACCUUUCUUCACGAGGGCGUCAAAAGUAAGGGGAGUUGCGAAGACCAAAAGCUAUAUCGCUAUAUUUGUCUGUUUCAGCACGAAAGCCGUACAUAUGGAACUCGUCAGUGAUCUUACAAAAGAAACUUUUCUAGCUGCGUUCAAAAGAUUUAUAUCACGCAGAGGAAAACCAGCCAACAUAUAUAGUGAUAAUGGCACAAACUUGGUUGGUGCGAAGAACGUACUAGAAAAGGAAUUGAAAAAGGCGACAAAAGAUGCAACCGAAAAUGCAUCAAGAUAUGCAGCUGAGGAAGGGAUACAAUGGCAUCUAAUCCCACCAGCAGCUCCUCAUUUUGGUGGAUUAUGGGAAGCUGCAGUAAAGUCAGCGAAGAAACACUUGAAGAUAGUGUUGAGGGAUACAACUCUUUCGUAUGAGGAAUUCACGACAGUCCUAACACGCGUAGAAGCGGCCUUAAACUCAAGGCCAAUUUCCCCGCUGUCUAACGAUCCGAACGAUCUUUCUGCCCUGUCGCCGGGACACUUCCUCAUCGGAAGGCAAAUCUUGGCCCCGCCCGAAGACGAAGUGGAAGAGGAAGAACCACUUAGACGUUGGAAAAAAGUUACGAGGCUGAAUCAGUCCUUAUGGAAAAGAUGGUCUCGUGACUAUUUACAGCAUUUGCAGCAGCGCUACAAAUGGCAGAGACUGAAAGAGCCUGUGGAUAUAGGAGACUUAGUUCUUAUCACGGACGGAAACAUACCUCCUCAACGAUGGUCAUUGGCAAGAGUCAUUAGAAUCCAUCCAGGAUCUGAUGGUAUUAACAGAGUGGUGGAUUUGAAGACUAAGGAUAGGGAAAAAAGACGUCCAAUCACUAAGACAGCGAAGCUUCUGAUUGAUCAGAAGCCUGAUCGGACAGACUCUGAUUUUAGACAAACCCCUUGUUCACGCGAAAAAGACAUAUCCUAA